This is a messenger RNA of Gadus macrocephalus (Pacific cod), 2457 nucleotides long. Its product is annotated as sialoadhesin-like. NCBI's taxonomy places the organism in Eukaryota, Metazoa, Chordata, Actinopteri, Gadiformes, Gadidae. Bases 16 to 2163 code for a protein of 715 amino acids. The transcript is spliced from 11 exons. The record is from RefSeq and is a predicted model, not a curated record.
GCAGCUACGGAGCAGAUGAAGAUGAAUCCAUGGACCCUCUCUGUGCUCCUGCUGCUAGCUGGGCCGCUGGGGGUGGACCCUGGCUGGCACAUGGAGUACCCUGACUCCUUCUGCGUGGUGGAGGGCUCCACCGCCACCAUCCCCUGCAGCUUCACCAACUCCAAGGUGAAGAAAAAGACCCGCGCGGUGGUGGAGCGGGUGGAGCAGGUGGUCUGGUGCCCCAGUCACAAGUACUGCGACAGCUCCACGACCAACGUGUACGACAGCAGCAAUGUCCGGGCCAACAGCAGGUUCCUGUACCUGGGGGACCUCGUCGGGAACUGCACCUUAAAGAUCAUCAAGACGGAGAAACAGGACGCUGCAACGUACCACUUCCGCUUCGAGACCAAUGGCGGAGGGUACACCGGACUUAGAGGAGUCAGAGUCAACGUCACUGAUGGAGACGAUGUGAAGGUCAGAAGCUCCGUCACUGACAAUUUGGUGAAAGAGGGCGGUCAGGUCACACUCACCUGUACCUCAGCCUGCUCCUUCCACCAAUUGGACGUCCACUGGUACAGAAAUGGCCACGCCCUAUCAGAGACAGGCCCCGCCCUCCACCUCAGCUCUCUGACCAAUAACAACACAGGGGAUUACACCUGCUCUCUGGACUCCAGUGGACAGAAAACCUCUGCGCCUUGGUGUCUAUUGGUGGGGGAAUAUGAAGAUGGAGAGGUUGUGAAGGUCAGAAGCUCCGUCACUGACCAUGUGGUGAAAGAGGGCGGUCAGGUCACACUCACCUGUACCUCAGCCUGCUCCUUCCACCAAUUGGACGUCCACUGGUACAGAAAUGGCCACGCCCUAUCAGAGACAGGCCCCGCCCUCCACCUCAGCAAUCUGACCAAUGACAACACAGGGGAUUACACCUGCUCUCUGGACUCCAGUGGGCAGAAAACCUCUGCGCCUUGGAGUCUAUUGGUGGGGGAAGAUGAAGGGCCGCUGGGGGCGGACCCUGACUGGCACGUGGAGUACCCUGCCUCCUUCUGCGUGGUGGAGGGCUCCACCGCCACCAUCCCCUGCAGCUUCACCCACCCCAAGGUGCACAAAGACACCGCCGUGGUGAUGGAGCGGGUGGUCUGGUGCCCCAAUCACAAGAUCUGCCACGACCCCACGCCCAACGUGUACGACAGCAAGGGCCUAAACAACAGCAGGUUCCAGUACCUGGGGGACCUCGUCGGGAACUGCACCUUAAAGAUCACCAAGAUGGAGAAACAGGACGCUGCAACGUACCGCUUCCGCUUCGUGACCAACGCCGAUAAGUACACCGGACAGAGAGGAGUCAGAGUCAACGUCACUGAUGGAGAGGAUGUGAAGGUCAGAAGCUCCGUCACUGACCAUGUGGUGAAAGAGGGCGGUCAGGUCACACUCACCUGUACCUCAGCCUGCUCCUUCUACCAAUUGGACGUCUACUGGUACAGAAAUGGCCACGCCCUAUUAGAGACAGGCCCCGCCCUCCACCUCAGCUCUCUGACCAAUAACAACGCAGGGGAUUACACCUGCUCUCUGGACUCCAGUGGGCAGAACACCUCUGCGCCUUGGUGUCUAUUGGUGUUGGUAGAUGAAGAUGGAGAGGAUGUGAAGGUCAGAAGCUCCGUCACUGACCAUGUGGUGAAAGAGGGCGGUCAGGUCACCCUCACCUGUACCUCAGCCUGCUCCUUCCACCAAUUGGACGUCUACUGGUACAGAAACGGCCACAACCUAUCAGAGACAGGCCCCGCCCUCCACCUCAGCUCUCUGACCAAUGACGACACAGGGAAUUACACCUGCUCUCUGGACUCCAGUGGGCAGAACACCUCUGCGCCUUGGUGUCUAUUGGUGGGGGAAUAUGAAGUGUAUCUAACACGUUGUAAUGUAAUCGCACCGUCAGACUGGCGUCUGACGGUGUCGGUGGUGUCGGUGCUGUUGGCUGUGUUCCUUCUCCUCCUGGCUGGGCUGGUCUUCGCUAAAAGGAGACAUGCACAAAAGAAGGCAUCAGACGUGAUUCAAAAAACGGAGGUGGACUGUAAACAGGAAGCGGUGGGAGAUUCAGAGGAAGUCAGCUAUUCAACCAUCCACUUUAAACGCAAUACCUCGAGGUCAGCCCCUGGACCGGAACAUGAGAUCGUCUACAGCGAGGUCGUUCGCUGAACCAAACUCAAGCGGCGACUCCUCUUCCUCCUCCAGUGAUGACGAGAUAAGGGAACACUGACGUCAUCAUGUCUGUUGUCUGUCACAGACUUAUUGGUUGAGUCUUCUUCUUCGUCAGUUUCUAUUUCUGCUUGUAACAUUUCUGAUGAUUUCAGUGUUUUAUGCAAUUGAGUUUUCUUUCUUUAUUGUAUGUUGUUGUUUAUUCUGAAUAUACUCAAGGUUGUCUGAAUAACGGUGAGGUUUGUAAAGACUGGUUCUUCUCCAUUCUGUUCCUGAUGACUGGGCUAUGUUUAA